AUGUCGGGCCCCUACCACCACACCGCCUAUUCCAUGCCCAUGGGCAACCAGUACCCUACCUACAGCCAAUACUCAGCCUCGCCCAUGGACUGCGACGAAACCAUGAGCCAUGCAUCCGGUGUUCCCUCGGGAUACUCCGGUACCUCCGUUGGCUACAUGGGUAGCUCCACCGGCGAGUACGACAGCACCCGCUCGGCCAGUGGAGUCGACUUCCAGGAGUACAUGCAGGAGCGCUUCUCGCACUCCUUCAACCCCAUCCCCCUGGACCGCAGCAUGGCUGUUCAGGCGCAGACAUCCGGAAAGCUGAACGCCAAGCACCGGGAGCUCGUGGAUCUCCAGAAGCAGGCUCAGGCCCGUCUCGCGAAAACCCGCGAGCGCUUCCAAGAGGGCAUGCGCGAUGCUCGUGAAGUUCGCGGCGACCUUGAGUGGACCCAGAAGAAAGUCUCAUCGCUCCAGACCAAGGCUUCGCGAAAGCACCCCAAGGAGUACGCCAAGGCCCGUGCCAGGUAUCCUUCUCCUGAGUGUUAA
Messenger RNA from Clonostachys byssicola, 528 nucleotides. The record is from the annotation of a GenBank genome assembly. NCBI's taxonomy places the organism in Eukaryota, Fungi, Ascomycota, Sordariomycetes, Hypocreales, Bionectriaceae.